Brienomyrus brachyistius is the source of this 3981-nucleotide messenger RNA. RefSeq names its product SUN domain-containing ossification factor-like. Gene Ontology annotation, biological process: protein folding in endoplasmic reticulum; regulation of bone remodeling. The record is from RefSeq and is a predicted model, not a curated record. The coding region runs from base 97 to 2061 and encodes 654 amino acids. Gene Ontology annotation, cellular component: membrane; cytoplasm. The transcript has 7 exons. NCBI's taxonomy places the organism in Eukaryota, Metazoa, Chordata, Actinopteri, Osteoglossiformes, Mormyridae.
GUAUCAUGCCCGUCAGCCGCCACCUGGGGGUUUUUGUGUUUAAUUACUGUAUCAGCUGUUUAAUUCACUGUAGCUCAGCCAGGUCAGACUUUGGUGAUGGUUUGGUCAUGUUGUGCUCCCCCCAGGAAUGAGACUGUGGAUCCGGAAUUGCCGGAUCUUCCUGAGGAUCCAGGGCCCCCCGUGCCAGAAGAGAGUCCGAUUGUGGUCCUUGUGGAGGAUGAGGAGGACGAGGAAGAAUCUGACCGGGUAACUGUGACUGCAGUGGAGCCUGAUGACCAGGAGGGGGAGCCCUUGACCUCAGGGGGGCCUGAUCCCAGGCAGCUGGAGAGCAACGCCCUCUGCAAGGAGCUCUCUGGGAUCUCCUGCCGUGCCACCUUUCUGGAGUACCUCCGCCUGUGGUGCUCCGUCACUCUGGGCCGGCGACGUAGGCGUCAGGGUGACAUCCACACCCCACCGACUCAACAUCUGGACCACACCGUGCAGCCACUUCCUGAGGAAGAAGCCACCUCCACCCUUGAGGAGAUUCCCGGGCAGACGGAGGUCCCCCACGGCCCUACUCAUAUGGCCGAGACUCCAGCCCUGGAGCCCAGCCAGUCCCCGUCUCCUCUGCUACAAGGCUUCAUCACUACAACCGGGACCAUCGGCACAUCUUCGGUUGAGAUGCCUAUGUCCUCAAGCCAGGAGCUCCUGGAGAAGGGGGCUAUGUCCUUGAGGGGAGGUGCUCAGGAGCAGCAGGAGAGCCGGACUCUUGACACCAGCAGUGAGGUCAGUGUCUCCAUCCGCAGCUUCUCAGAGGACCCCAGGGCUGACACUGAGCACCGAGGCACCACCACACCCACUCAAGUCCUCCCUCCUGAGACCCCCCUGGCCACGGAGGUGCCAGCUCCUCCAGGAGAUCCAGAGGGAGGCCAGGCUGUGCCUGGGGAGGCCCAGAAAGAGGCAGACUCUGCAGAGUCCCCGGAGCCGCCUCAGAUGCUCCCAGACAAACAGGAAGAGUCCCUGGAGGACCUCCUCAGUGUUACCUCCAGCAAUGGGCAGGUCCACCGGACCGCCACAGACUUUUAUGCUGAGCAGAACUUCUCCGAUCUGGCCAAUGGGAACCAUGUGCAUGGAUCCAACCAGAAGGAGUCUGUCUUCAUGAGGCUGAGCAACCGCAUUAAAGCCUUGGAGAUGAACAUGUCCCUCAGCGGACGCUACCUGGAGGAACUCAGCCAGAGGUAUAAGAAGCAGAUGGACGACAUGCAGAAAGCCUUCAACACCACCAUCAUCAAACUUCAGAAUACCUCAAAAAUGGCGGAGGAGCAGGACCACAAGCAGACCGAGUCCAUCCAGCUUCUGCAGGUCCAGGUGCACAACAUCUCCGAGCUGCUCUUCAACCUGUCAGCCACGGUGCACAGCCUGCAGAGAGAGGCCUCCAGCCGACAGACCUACCUGCUGCUCAGCCUGCUCCUCUGCAUCUCCCUUGGGGUGCUGCUCUGCAUCCAGUGCUGUAGAGUCAUUGCUCCUCCGUUCCCAGAGCCUGACAGCAACGGCAUCUACUGGAGCCCUAAGAGGUGUUUCUCCUCAUAUGAUGACAUGAGCCUGUUGCGGAAGGUCCCCCGUCCCCUGGUGCGGUCCCGGUCGCUCCAGUUUUCCCCAGUUCCAGCUGACACAGAGCCUCUCAAGCGCCCUCCUGAGCACAGAAAGAAGAAGCUCCACACCACAAAGGCAGAGGGGGUGGAGACACUGCGGCCAUUGGUCCCAGCCUCCGCGCUGCCCAAUGGGGCUGCGCACUACAGCAGACUUCCGCGCGGCUUAAUGCGCGCCCCGGGGGUAGUGGACCCGACCUCCGAGGGCUCCUCCGAGGGAUCCUCCCACUCUGAGGAGUCCUACUUCUGCGGAAUCUCGGCCUCAGCCUGCAGCCGCCUCUGCAGUGGGCAGCCUCCCAUCAGGGGCAAGCCCGAGAGGCGGGGCUACAGACGGAGGCGCUCUAGACUGGCCGACACCUUGGCCACACCUCCAGGCGCACAGAGGGGGGGCCUUGCUGGCUUCCGGGUGCCGGCCCUUUCGGGACCUGUUUGACAGACUUCACACUCCCCUGUCUGAGCUGCAGAGAUGUGACUGGACAGAAUGGGGAGCGUACCAAUACCAGGGGAGAAGAGGGGUGGACUGAGACGUCCACCUUCAACAAUCCCUCUUGCUUUAUGUGCCUUCUCCUUCAGACCUCCCCAUCUCUUUUCCCCUCCUCCCAGACCAACAGCCCAAUCGAAUCUGGGCUUUAACCCCAGAACGUUCUUCUCACUCGCCUGUCCCCUCUCUCAUUUUAAAAAUGAACACCAUCCACUGCACUUGACAACAAAUAACUUGUCAUAACCCCCCCCCCAUGGUAUAAUACCCACCUCAAUACAACAGGCUUGCAGUAGUUUUAUGACAUUGCUGGGAACUCCCCCCCCCCCCCCCCCCAAAAGAAAAAGAAAACUAGUUCCCCCACAACAUGCAGACUUGUGCAAACGCAGCAUUUUGAAUCCACCUCUAGUUGUAGUGCUCGAGCCUCUAACUCAGGGGUCUCAAAUCUUACCUGCAAAGGGUCAGUGUGUGUGCAGGUUUCUGGGAUAACCUGUAGGUCAGCUGUUCAAACCCAGGUGUGAGGAAUUUUCAGCCAGUAGGGAGUUGCAGUGAAACCCCACAUACACAGCGGCCCUUUCUGGAUAACAUUACCCACCCCUGCUCUAACUGCUAACUGACAUCCCCAUGCAGGGGCCUUUUUUUUUUUUGCUUCAAUGGCUCCCCCUUGUGUCAGAAGUUAGAAGCACCACAGGAAAAAUGCCGUUUACUGACAAAGUAUGCAAAUAUGAAGUAAAUUCUCUAAGAUGCAUGUAUAAAAAGGCAUUGAUUGCAGCCAGCUACGCUUAUCUCAGGACGACAUUGUACAUCUCAGUGGCUGCAUGAAGCAGUUCAGUAAUAAUGCAAAUCAUUACGUUUGUGUUUGUUGGGUGUCUAGUGGAACGGGUAUUUAACUGCAAAAAUGCUUAAUUUCAACCAGUUUCAUUUUUUCCCCUAAACCCAGCCUUUAAAUCCACUUUCCCAUGAAUCUUCCGCGAAUCACCUGUACAUCAGGCGCAAACUGAGCUGGAUCUCUGGUCUGUGCUUUACGGGGUUUGGAGUCCAUUCAGAUUUAUUUAUAUUUUAAAUCGUUUCUGUAAACUCUGACAUUCCAAGCAGAUCGAAUAACCUGCAGAAGUCGCUCAUUGCUGGAGAAUCUCUCUUUCCUUACCAUGGAUUUAUGACUGAACAUCCAGGUCGACACUGUAGUUUCCCCCAUUGUCAGUCUCCGUGCGGCUCAUUCCAGUCUGUCAUCUUCACAAAAAUUCCCCUGUCAUUCUAUCAUCUGCUAGAUAUCAUUCUUCAGCGUUAAUUUAUUAUUCAUGGGCAGCUGUGUAAAUUCAAGUCCAGAUUAUAUAGAUAGGUGAAGAGAAUCGCCUCUGUCCAAAAUGUACGCAGGCGGUUCUUGUGUAGGGUUUUUUAUUUUAACCCCGAAGGGAGCAUGGGAUUUUAUAGCAGCGAUGUUUUAUAAGACAUAAAAACAGUACGUCUGCUUAGAGCAGGAGAUUAUCAGAAUUUACCUUCAGAGGUAUAAAUAUUUGCGUACAUGGGUUGCGAAUGCAAAUGCAACGUAAAGUUUUUUUAAUAGGGUAAAUGUUUUUAAGUAUGCUUUCAAUGUGCGUUCUAACAAAUGGAUAGAAAUUGCGUUAUUUAAAAUGUAUUAGCUGUCAGUGAGCACUUUUAAAACUUGUCUUCAUUUUGUGUACAUAUUUCCUGUGACCGGCCCAGCUUUCGUGAAGUUUACUCGCCACUGAGAGGCGGAACCGUGGUUUAGGGUCUGUGGGAAGACAUCCUGUUUAGCGACACUGUCCAGUACUACUGACAUGGGAGAAACUGUAAGUACAGUGAUGUCGUGCAUUAGAAACUGUGAAUUUCUAAAUAAACACUUUCUUCUGGUUC